AUGGCUGGACGGAAUGACCGUGCGAUAGCUGAUGCCCUUCAAGCCUUAGCUCAAGCUAUAGGGAAUCCAAAUAGAGGAGAAGUUGGUGGAGCUGUUGAGUACCAGGGGUUGGAUCACUUCCAACGAAACAACCCUCCUUCUUUUAAUGGAGGAUACAACCCUGAUGGUGCUCAGAACUGGAUAAGAGAAAUUGAGAAAAUUUUCCGAUUUAUGGCAUGUCCGAAGGGGCAAAAGGUUGCUUUUGGUGCAUAUACUCUAGUGGAAGAGGCCGAGUAUUGGUGGGAGAAUACUCACCAAUGCCUAGAUGCUGAAGGUCAAGAUGUGAUCUGGGAUGUCUUCAAGAGAGUGUUUUUGGAGAAAUACUUUCCCGAGGAUGUUAGGAGCAAGAAGGAGAUGGAGUUCUUGGAGCUUAAGCAAGGAAGUAUGACUGUGGCUGAAUAUGCAGUUUGA
This is a messenger RNA of Glycine soja, 450 nucleotides long. RefSeq lists its product as uncharacterized. NCBI's taxonomy places the organism in Eukaryota, Viridiplantae, Streptophyta, Magnoliopsida, Fabales, Fabaceae. The record is from RefSeq and is a predicted model, not a curated record. The transcript has a single exon. The coding region runs from base 1 to 450 and encodes 149 amino acids.